This is a messenger RNA of Cantharellus anzutake, 1027 nucleotides long. RefSeq lists its product as uncharacterized. NCBI's taxonomy places the organism in Eukaryota, Fungi, Basidiomycota, Agaricomycetes, Cantharellales, Hydnaceae. The record is from RefSeq and is a predicted model, not a curated record. The transcript is spliced from 5 exons. The coding region runs from base 286 to 996 and encodes 236 amino acids.
GAACCCGGUGUUUGCCCCGAAUGCCCCAGGGUUCGGUCCCAUUUUCCCUUGAACUUAGCCAGCGACCCAACUUCAGACAAAGAACUGCACAGGAAGAGCGACGUCCCAAAGCAUCAAUUCCUAGUGUUGACAAUGUUGCGCCGACCGCGUACAGUAUAACCCAUCGUACGCUCCGUCAUAUGCCAACAGGCACAGAUACAUACUUAAAGUGACACCCACACACACACACAUUCACAGUCGUCCGAGGAUGCCCUGCGUCACAUAUUCUUCACUGGCCACUUUACCAUGGAUCAAAACCUGGAUGUUGUUCUUCGCGAUUUUGACGCAAACAUCUUGCCGAGCGGCAUCAUGGAUUGGGAACUGUUCCACAGCCGCCCAAAGAUGGUUAUUUUCUUAAACGGAAAUGGGGCGGUUUUUCGUUCCGGCGAGACCGUGCCCCGGCUCUUUGUCUCCAGGUGCAGAAGUCCCCGAAUCAGGGACAUACUCCUUUGUCCAGUGGGUUGGAACACCCUUUCAGCUCGUGUUCGCCAUCCAACUAUCUCCACUCCUUCAAGGACAGAGCACUACCGAACGCGUGUUCGUGCCCGACUUAUCUCAGGCCUUCCAGUCAUCAGAGGUGAUUGUAGUCGAUUCAAAGCAGCGCACAUUUUCCCACCAAGUAGCGUCACAGAUCCUGCCCCUCUCGCGGAGGCUGGAGGAUCAACAAAGAUCGGCUCGAUUCAGAAUGUGCUGUUGCUGCGCAGCGAAUUGCAUGAUGCAUGGGACGUGCCAAUCUUAUGUCUGUUCUCACUGCGAGUCGCAACAGCGAGGCCAUGUCAUCUCCUUCGUUUCUGGCCACGAGGAAAGGUCCUCAAAUUGGGCUGCAUCGGGAACCGGGAUUUGUGUCCCCUCGCCAAUGACCUCUUACGUGACCACUUUCUCCAAGGCGUCCUGAAGAAUAUGAAAGGUACUAGCGAGCCCACUUGUGACCAUGAGGAUCCCUUUGGGGUGGCAUGAUGGAUCUAUCAAGAGUCUGCGGUCAGAUGAU